Molecule: messenger RNA, 2658 nt
Organism: Syngnathus acus (greater pipefish)
Lineage: Eukaryota; Metazoa; Chordata; Actinopteri; Syngnathiformes; Syngnathidae
Product: homer protein homolog 3-like
Exons: 11
Coding region: 554-1645 (363 amino acids)
Biological process (GO): regulation of store-operated calcium entry; G protein-coupled glutamate receptor signaling pathway
Cellular component (GO): dendrite; plasma membrane; cytoplasm
Molecular function (GO): G protein-coupled glutamate receptor binding
Source: RefSeq, a predicted model, not a curated record
UGGUAUUUCUAUAUCAAAAUUAAAUUUAAACGAGGCGUUUUUCUAUUUUUAAUAACGGCCUCAAAAUGUAGUAUCCAAUGACCAAAUGAGAUGCAAAUCCCGAGUGGGUCCAUUUUGAUUUUUGUACUCUGAGUCUUUUAAGAGCAAAUGGGGUCUACCGACAAUAUGAAUUCCGCUUUCUAUCGUCGUCAUGAAGCUGCAGUUCUUGCUGCUUGCAGUAGGUGUCGCUCAUCAGCGCGUGAAGCCCGACGAGUGAAGAGAGAGCAGUGAGAGGCUGUCAAGUUGAGCAGAUCACCCAGCCAGCACUGAGGCUCAGGACGGAGCUUGUGGGGAAGCGAAAGAGAUGAAGCUUCUUUUGUAAAAAAAAAAAAAAAAGCUCACCACUUGACAUUGCAGAGGUGUCAUAUCACAGUGCCACAGCAGCGACCUCCUGAAUUCUCGAAGGACAGCAGGAAGAAAGCACCUUUAGUCCUGGAUAGAAAGUGGAGACUGAGAGACAGACUCAUCAGUUACAAUAACGACAUGGGAAAAGAAACGUCCAACACUUUAUAAGAUGUUUUCUCAUCAUAGAGAAAGAGAGCAGCCGAUCUUCAGCACGCGGGCUCACGUCUUCCAGAUCGACCCGGCCACUAAGAGGAACUGGAUCCCGGCAAGCAAGCAUGCGGUCAGCGUGUCUUUCUUCUUUGACUCUAAUCGCAAUGUCUACCGCAUCAUCAGCGUGGGUGGCACCAAGGCAAUUAUCAACUGCAUUGUUACACCCAGCAUGACAUUUACAAAGACAUCACAGAAGUUUGGUCAGUGGGCUGACAGCAGGGCCAACACGGUCUACGGUUUGGGCUUUGCGACAGAGCAACAGCUGCAGCAGUUCUCAGAGAAGUUUAAAGAAGUGAAAGAUGCAGCUCGUUUGGCUCGUGAAAAGUCCCAAGAUAAAGAACUGGCAAAUACAGCCCUCAGCAUCGCUGCACCGCAGUUCUCACAGGACCUCUCCGAUGACCUCCAGUCCCCUCCAGUCAUGUGUGUGAACGGGCCUGAGGACAAGCUGUAUCGCAGUCAAAGCGCAGACAUCACGCUGUCCUCUGAAAAGGAGCGCAUCAAGAAGAUGCUCUCUGAGGGGUCUAUUUGCGAGUUGAACCUGGAGACGGAGUUCUUCACGCUACAAGACAGUAACUCUAAAUUAGUGGCGGCGUUGCACGAGGCUAAUGCUAACGUGGCGCAGUGGAAGAAGCAGCUGGUUGCUUAUCAAGAGGAAACCGAAAGGCUCAGAGAACAAGUGGCUGACCUGGAGGCCCACGGGGGUCACGGCCCCAGUGACCUGUUGAAGGACGAGCUGACUCAGUCUCUAGAGGAACUGGAGGCUCUGUUGAAGGCCAAAGAUGAGGAAAUCCACAUUUUGCAAAGCAAGAAAACAGACUAUCAUGAGAUAGAGCGGGACAGAGAUCAGGCUAUACACAGAUUACGGGAAGUGGAGAUGCGUAAUUCCGAGCUAGAGCGCCGCAUCCAGAACACGGAGCAGAACUUGAGCAUCUCUCUGGAGGACCGAGACCGCAUUGACACUGAGCUCCAGAGGGCCAUUGAAAUUCUAGACAUCAAGAUCUUUGACCUCAAUGACCUCCGGCAGAGCCUGGUUAAACUCAUGGACAAAUAAAACGUGAAAAUGCGGAAGUAAAUAAAUAAAGUUCGACGUUGGACGAUGGAGCCCGCCCAGAGUUGCGUCUGGAGCACAAGAAGCAUCUUGUCUGUCGGCAUUUAACAUGGUUUUACUUGUCUGCUAAUGUAGCGCUUCAUGUUGCUUCGCAGGGAAACAAUGCAAUAACUUCAAGGUAACUGCUUAUGAGUGCAGAGUGCAAGAUGUUUAUUAAGGACAAUUGGUGCUCGGUUUUUCAUUGAGUAUGACCAUUGAAAUUGAAAUGGCAUAUUAUGAUAAGGGGCCUUGUAUUAUAUAAACUGCCUUGUUAAAGAUUCUGCAAACAAAACAAGAACCAUUUAAUACUGAAUUAACAGCCACGAAACAUAAUGCAGAUGAGUAACUCGCUAUGCACUACAUAGCAGCAGUAAAACGAGUGAGUGAAUUAGGUCACAUUCUUCAAGGUCGAGUAAGAGAAAAAGAAGUCCGCUAUAUUAUUUAAUAUUGUAUUUGGUGAGGCACAGAUGAAUAAAGACACCAAAGAUCAAUGUUUUAUACACAUUGCUGUUAAGGAAUGAUAGAAGCUUGCUCUUCUGUGCUGACUCACAACUGGAGAAAAGAAGUACGCAUUAAUAGAAAGUAUCAAAUCUAGAUGUAAAUGAUGCAAUCUGCAAUGCCAUAUAGUGCAGCCAUACUUUAAACUUUUUAUUCAUAAAAACUUUGUGUUUAUGAAUAACGAUAAACUUACAGUGCUUGUGAUAAUGCCACAUCUGAAUGGACCUCUGCUGUGAUGCAUUCAAGGACAUUUGGUACACUUCAGGCCUUUCUCCAUGUUACCUCCAUCUGUGGACAAAAUGACAUUUGCCUGCUCAACAAUGGAAAUACAAUGUAUUUUUCACAAGCUUAUUUUUAUCAUGUUCUUUCAAGCCUUACUGUCGAAACUUUUAAGGGUUGUUGUGGAAAGUAAUGGUGGCUGUUUCACAGCUGUUGUGAAGGAAAAUAAAAGCAAAGAAUACUAACAAACUUGUACCAUA